AUGUUCAGCGGAGGCACCGAUACGAGUGCUAUGACAAUCGAAUGGGCAAUGACAAAACUAAUGAGAAACCCUAACGUGAUGGAGAAAGCACAAAAAGAAGUGAGAGAAGCAUUCAAGGGAAAGAACAAAAUCACCGAGGGAGACUUACAAGACUUGGUUUACCUCAAAUACAUUAUCAAAGAAACUCUAAGGCUUCACCCUCCUGCUCCUUUGUUGCUUCCAAGGGAAUGUAGAGAGCAUUGUCAAAUCGAUGGUUAUGAUAUACCAGUGAAAACGAAAGUGAUUGUCAACGCUUUUGCAUGUGCAGUUGAUCCUGAAUAUUGGCAUGAUGCAGAAAGUUUCAAACCAGAGAGAUUCGACAGCUCUUCUGUUGAUUUCAUGGGUACAAACUUUGAGUUCGUCCCAUUUGGAUCAGGGAGGAGGAUGUGUCCUGGUAUUAAUUUUGCUUUGAUUUCCAUCGAAUCUGCUCUUGCUCAAAUGCUAUACUAUUUUAAUUGGCAACUUCCUUCUUCUAAAUCAAGCCCUACAAGUAUUGACAUGACAGAGAGCGAUGGAGGCACUGCAGUAAAGAAAAUCCCAUUGCUUGUAACUCCAACUCUCUAUUCUUCAUUUUGA
This is a messenger RNA of Lactuca virosa, 615 nucleotides long. Lineage: Eukaryota; Viridiplantae; Streptophyta; Magnoliopsida; Asterales; Asteraceae. The record is from the annotation of a GenBank genome assembly.